Messenger RNA from Cuscuta epithymum, 1863 nucleotides. Lineage: Eukaryota; Viridiplantae; Streptophyta; Magnoliopsida; Solanales; Convolvulaceae. The record is from the annotation of a GenBank genome assembly.
UCCAAAAUGGGGACACCCUUGAUUACGCGGAAUAUUCAAUUACACGAGCCAAGGUCGGACAGACUACAGAAGUACAGUACUUUUUAAAACGAGUCCGUCGCGGGUCGGAACAUGCAACAAUCAAACUACUGUACAGAUGGAAUCGCCUGAAAAUCACGAGCAGCAACGCCGGUCGCCGCCAUCAUCGUCCACCCCAAAGCUCUUCACCUUAUUCUCCGCCUUGGUGCUCAUCUCAGCAAUUUCAUACGGGUUCGUCCUAUCAACCCGCUACAAUCAUGUCCACAUCUUCUCCCGACCCAACAGCAUUUUACAAAAGCUCCGAAAUAUUCUUCACCCAAACCCCAAACGAGCCCUAAAUCAGACUCCAUCAAACCUCAAUCCCGCACCCCCUCACUGUCUACUGUGGAUGGCUCCUUUCUUAUCAGGUGGUGGGUAUAGCUCAGAAUCUUGGUCAUACAUCCUAUCCUUACACCAGUACCUUAAACACAAAAAAGAUCCAAAAUUUAGGGUCAGCAUCGAGCAACACGGAGAUUUUGCAAGCGUGGAGUUCUGGGAAGGUUUAUCACCGGAGAUGAGAAACUUAGCUAUCCAGCUCCAUCAAACUCAAUGUAGAUUGAAUGAAACAAUAGUGAUCUGUCAUAGUGAGCCUGGAGCUUGGAACCCUCCUUUGUUUGACACCCUCCCAUGCCCACCAAUCGGUUAUGGGAUCUUCAAGGCUGUGAUUGGGAGAACCAUGUUUGAAACCGAUAGGGUAACUCCUGAUCAUGUCCAACGGUGUAACAAUAUGGAUUAUGUUUGGGUUCCUACUGAUUUUCAUGUCGAGACAUUUACCCGGAGUGGGGUGGAUCCUUUCAAGGUUAUUAAGGUUGUCCAGGCAGUUGAUUUGGAGUUCUUCAAUCCGGCCAAGUAUGAACCUCUUGAUAUUCAUGCAAUGGGCAAUUUAGUGUUAGGGAACGAUGAGAAUUUAAGGAAAUCAUUUGUCUUCUUAAGUGUUUUCAAAUGGGAGCAUAGAAAGGGAUGGGAUGUGCUGUUGAGUUCGUAUUUGAGAGAAUUCGACAAAGAGGAAGGCACUGCUUUGUUUUUGUUGACUAAUCCCUAUCACUCAAAUAGAGAUUUUGGGAACAAGAUUGUUGAGUAUGUUGUGGAGACGGCUGGGUUGAAAGAACCAGUCAGUGGGUGGGCCCCGAUAUAUGUGAUCGAUGACCAUAUACCUCAGGUUGAUCUGCCGAGGCUUUACAAGGCAGCCAAUGCGCUCGUCUUGCCUUCCAGAGGAGAGGGUUGGGGAAGGCCCAUUGUUGAGGCCAUGGCAAUGUCACUGCCUGUGAUAGCCACAAAUUGGUCAGGCCCAACAGAGUACCUGACCGAAUCAAAUAGUUACCCGUUAUCCGUUGACAAGUUCAGCGAAGUUACAGAAGGGCCAUUUAAGGGGCACUUGUGGGCUGAGCCAUCUGUUGAUAAGCUGAGAAUGCUAAUGAGGCAUGUAGUGGUCAACUAUGAGGAAGCCCAAGUCAAAGGGAAGCGGGCUAGGGAUGAUAUGAUUGGCAAGUUCUCUCCUGACAUUGUGGCUGGGGUUGUUGCUGAACAUAUACAUCACAUCAUUGAUAAUGCCAAUUGAGGAAUUUAAUAGGAAAAUUUUCUUAUGAAGAAGAUUUCUGAUAAACUGAACAAGGUCGAUGGUGGAGAGUUCAUCCCGAUGGGCGAUGGCUUGUUAAAAAAAUCCAAACAGCAUUUUCUUGGAUGUAUCACCUUCUGUUUAUAGCUGCAAAGAACAAUGAAUGGCGGAUGUAUGGAUUGAAAUUUGAUGGUGGUAUACGAAUUGUUAAAUAUGUUACGGGUUGUUAUAACAUAUAUACUGAUUAUUCA